AUGUGUGUGCGCUCGCUCGGUGUGGUCAAUAUUACGAUGUGUUUGUAUAUUAUAUGUUUAUUUAAUUUCAUUAAACCAAAUAGAUAAACACACCAACGCACGGACAAUUGUUUGGUUGUCGUACAUACAUUUUAAUGCAUAAUCUAAUUCCACCCUGUCUAGCUUGACUCUCAUUCGUUAGGUCAUAGAAUGAGCGAAUACGUAUCUCUUCCACUCAUUUAAUUCAACCGCGUUAUAUGCGUCAGUUGCACGGUUAGGCCAAAAUUUGGAUUAUUACAUUGUAUUAAUCAACCAAAUUUUGAAGUUUCUCUAAUAUUUCACUAUUCUGGUUUGCUGCAUGUCAUUUGGCCCUACUAAUUUAUCACAGUUUCCAGCUAUGUUAGCAACCGCACAAACUGGAGGUCCAACUGCGUUUGUUGCAAUUAACAACAUGUUUCCUGCCUCUCCAUCUUCGUUAGCAAAUUCUCCUGGAACAAUAUUGUCAAUGUCAACAAAUAUGAUGCCUUCAAAUAUUAAUUCAACGCAAACGUUAAACCCCGGAUCAUUUCUACUGCCACCUUCUAACUUCCCUCCAAAUCCGGCAAAUCUCACAUGUACAGUUCCGCUAUCGAGUCCACCACAACUUCAGACGCCAAUUCUUCCAUUCUUCGCACCUACUUCUGGUAAUCUCAUGCCAUCCAACUCUUCAUCUCUAUCUAUGCCGUCGCCAUUCGGUGCUCCUAUGUCUCAUUUUGUUCAUCCAGGACACAGUAAUUCACUUUCCACGUUUUCUUCAUCUGUAUCUACAUCUGGAAACCCAUCUACACUGCCUGUAUCUUUAUUUCCAUCUAAUAAUCAAAUGCCAUCAGGCAUCUUGUCUUCUCAACCAAUGGUACUACCUACACUCCCUGUAGCAUUUAGUAAUCAAGCUCAAACAAACUCUGUCGGUGUCUUACCCAUUCCCAUAGGAAUACCCCAAUCCCUGCCAUCUAACUCAAUAACAGAGACAACGAAUUCUUUUCUCGUAUCAUCCUCCAACUAUACAACACCAAUUUACACAGCAACCUUAUUCCCUUUAAAUAAUCCUACUAUUUUGCCGAUCACAACAGUAGCCAGUUUGUCUUCCAACCCAAAUGCAACAUCUUAUCUCCCAUCUACCAAUGGUGAUCAUGCUUCGGCAAUAUCGUCAAAAAAUGAAAAACCUCUUGUUUCAGUCCCUGCAAAAGUUGGUAAUGUUAGAAAUCUACAGGCUUUAGAAGCAGUUGACUUUCAUCGAGAUGCCAUUUUGGAUGCUAUUGAUAAGUUGCGUGAAAGAAAAGCUCGACCUGAUUUUGAACGUAUCUCUUGUCUCUUAAAAAGACAUCAAAACAUAAAUUCAGAACAAACUCAUUUAUGCCUCCAACGUCUUGCUGAUGCUGGAGCGGUUGUAUGCGUUGAUUACAAAGGUAAUUUAAGCUAUCGGAAUCCGUCGAAAUGGCGUAAAACAGCAGCGACUUCCGGUACUGGUAAUACUAAUUUGCCUAGUGUAAGUCAUAAACUAGUUGAUGCUAUUCGUAGUCUCAUGGAAAGUAAUUUGUCGAGUCAAUCAACACAGUCAUGUACUAAUUUAAUUCCAUUUUCACAACCAGGACCAAAUGGUGGUUACAGUCUUUUUCAAGUUGAACGAGCUUUACAAUUUUUAAGUGAUUUAAAUGGUUCACCUAAAUCGAUCCCAGAGUUAACUGGAGCAACUCUUCGUGUCUGUCUCGAUCGUGAAGCUACUCAUGGAAAACUAGCUAAAACAUCAGAUGGACGUUAUAUAUUAGACGAGACAGGAGAACAUAAAAAAGCCUAUAUGAGUAAUAGUAAUAUGCAUACACCUUUAAUGUCUAAUAAAAAGCUACUCCCACCUAAUACUUCAUCCGGUGUUUACCAAACCUCCAAUGGACAAUGUUCUAAAGUGACUAAUAAAUCCGGACCAAUUGACCGUAAUAUUACACCUACACGACUUCAUCCUCUAGCAGCUAAACAAACUCCUAAUAUCACUAAUGGAAAACCUGUUAAUUUAUCGCUUACACCUAAUUUUUCAAUGCCUCCGUUGAGUUCCGGUAGAAGAGGACGUCCACCGGGUUCAAAAGCUAAGAAAAUUUCUAGUGAGAUAAAUUUAUGUGAAAAAAAAAUAAAAGUUGAAAAUUCCUCAACUGCAUAUGGAAACACAACUACUCCUGGCGGAGUAGAUUCCAAUACAUGUAAUGGAUUAAAUACUCCUUCCUUAUAUAUAUCUGAUGCAAAUUCAAGUGGCCUAGUUCCAACAUCAUGUUUUACUUCACAUGCAACUAGUGAACUUCCAUUUUCUUCAACAAUUCCAGUUCUACCUUCUAGUUCUUUUAUCACUGUAAUUGCUUCUACCAGUAAUAACUGUCCGAAUAUUUUACCUGGAACUAUUCUACCUACCCAUUUUUCUGCAGCAUCAAGUAUACCUAUCGAUUCUUCUCUGAUGACGACUAUUUCAUCUCCAUUUUUGUCGUUUCCAUUAUCUCAAAGCUUAUCAUUACCACCCUUGUUUUCUAAUACAUCGAAUUUAUCGCAUGAUUUUACUAAUCCUCAGCUAACUAUGCCUUUAAAACCUGAUAAUAUAUUAACACCUGAUUCAUUUAUGUCUGACAUGAAUUGUGAUACAAUUGACAAACAAGAGGAGAAAGAUGGUCCUAUUUGUUAUUGUUGUGGUGGUCCACCAACAUGUGAAGAAGCCUUUCUUGUAUGUAAGGACUGCGGUCUUAACGCUCACCCAACUUGUUUAGAUUAUUGGCCAGAAUUAACAGAACGUGCACGCCAAUCCCCAUGGCAGUGUUCAGAUUGUAAAACUUGUACAGUUUGUAAUAAUAGUGAAUACAGAAGUGACUUAAUUAUCUGUGAUGCUUGUGACAAAGGCUUUCAUAUUGAAUGUCAUCGACCGAAGCUUGAAGAGUCUAUAGAUCGUAGUCUUCCUUGGGUUUGUGCAAGUUGUCAGGAUGAAGGUUAUCGUGUAGCUAUUGGUACACUACCAUCUGGUAAUAAUAAUCAAAAUUACUCGUCACCUAACAAAACUAAAGAAUCUAAUGAUGAUCUUAUGAAAACCCCUUUGAAAGAAAUUAAUUCGUCUUAUGAAUAUAUUAAAACUGAAUCAAAACAGGAAAUAAAUGAGUCCGGUGUGGAAGAAAAUAUUAUUAAAUCUGUUGAAUCUUCACCACAUUCCACAGUUGGCCAGCAUCUCACAACGACUACUUCCAAUGCCAUUUGUAAUGAAAAUUUUCCAGCGGAUAUAAAUUCCACAGGUCAUUCAUCGGUUGUAUUGACACCAACUAAAACUUGUUGUUCCACAUCGCCAAAAUUAAAUGAGCCAAAUAAUAGCAAUAAUAAUAGUACUAAUAUUUCCACAAAUAAUAAUAGUACUACAUGUGGAAUAAACCCUGUGCAGUUAGAUGGUGAAUGCCUGCAUGAAAAGAAGUCUUCUACAUCAAUACAAGAAGAUGCUACAGACAAUGACAAAAAAACAUCACCAAUUUCGUCUAAUUCUACAUCAGAUCUUCAUUUGAAAUCAUGUUUAGAAGAUAAUGAUAAUAAUAAUAGUAAUAAUAAUAAUAACAAUAAUAAUGACACUAGCAAUAUUAAAGAAAUUAAAAAUGAAAUUGAAAAUACUAGUGAAUCGAAUAUGAUUAUAAAUGGUGAAAACCAAGCAAUACCAUCAAAUAAUAACCGUUCAACAGAUGUAAGUAUAUGGUCAGUGGAUCAUGUUCAACAAUGGUUAUUAGAAGAGGGUUUUCCACGUGAAGCUGAAGCAUUUUAUCAACAAGAAAUUGAUGGUACUUGUUUGUUAUUAAUGAAGCGUAUGGAUGUGCUGACGGAACUUGGGAUUAAACUUGGUCCAGCAGUUAAGAUUUAUGAAAGAAUAAAACGUUUUCAGUCACAAUGUGGUUCACCAACCUAGGGAAGAAGCAGAAGAAACGACUAUUCCUUGUUUUGUAUAUACAUAUAUAAAUAUAUAUUAUCCAUUUGCCUAAAAACAUUAAUUUCCUUACAGGUGUUUUUAAAAAAAAAACUAUUGCUAAUAUUAUUAUUAUUGUUUACAUUUGAUUAUUAAAAUAGGUUCUUUAAUUUUAAUUAAACAUUUGUACAAGUUGUUAUAACUUUGAGAGGAAAAAAGUGCUUCCAUACAAUGAGUCUUUUUUCUUAAUUUGGAAAGUAAAUCUCAUGUAUUGUCAAGUUUCAUCCGUUGUUUCGCUCUUAAACGCUAAGAAAAAUCAAUUUUUAUAUAUUGUUAAACAGUGAGAUGCAAGUUUACACAUAAUCUGUAUGUCUAUGAGUCAUAGUCUUAUUCUCAGCAAAAGACCUUGAAUUCGACUUUCGUAUAUGUUGACAUUAUAAAUCCCAAGAAAAAUCUUACUUUAAUCUCUGAGUUAUCAAAAAGGCCAGAAAUAUGUACAUGAAGUGAUUAAUUACACAUGCAUCGAACUUAGGAAGGUUUAUUUUUUGUUUAUAAUUCGUGGCUAUAUUUCAUUAACAGUUAUUCAUAUGGUUAUCUGUUACCCACCUAUCUGUCAGUUCCUUCGUCGUAAGCGUUCAUGAAUAAUUAUUGUCAAAGCUGUUUUUUCUUAUCAUAGCUAUUUAUAUUUAGCAAUUAUGGCGUCGAAGCUCGCCUUGUUAGAAUUGUUUCCCUUUAAACUUUAAUUAUUUCUUGAUAUCCAUAAGAGACAGUCACGGUACCCCAAUUUUGCAAUUAUAUUCAUAAAGUUUCAUUUAGC
Schistosoma rodhaini is the source of this 4739-nucleotide messenger RNA. The record is from the annotation of a GenBank genome assembly. Lineage: Eukaryota; Metazoa; Platyhelminthes; Trematoda; Strigeidida; Schistosomatidae.